GAUGGCACAAGGUUUAUGGCACACGGCGCUUUCCGUAGUCAGACGUUUUGGAGGUGGGGACGAAUGCAAAGGCAAAAAGGUCAAGAGGAGGAGAAACCACGUGUGCUAUGAUUGCCAUGUCCAGCUUUGACUGUCCUUCCUCGGUAGACUUGUUUUUGUAAGCUCGUACUCUCUGCGUGUAGCUGGAUAGCACGUUAGGUAAAGAAGAACCAUUUCACAGAUUUACAUAGCAAUUGUAAGCAACUCAUUUUAGUUGCCACUUUUGAAAUAGCUAGCUAGCUGCCAUACAUUGACUGCCAAAUAAUGGUGAGCAAGACGGAUGACAUCCCGGCGUCAGUACCCAAAUGUAAAGUUAACACACUUGAUCUUGCAGAAGGAGAGACGUUAGACGGCAAGGAAACCACCAAGGCAUCACUAAAGGACCCCUGUGUUUGUGGGCACAGUGCAGAUACUUCUGUGAUGAAUGGGGGUGGAGCUCACAAUCAUUUGGAGGAGUCCAAGCAGGAUGGGGCUGGUGACACGGAUGGAGGGGAGGAUUCAAAUGAACAGGAAGUGAUUGUGAUUCAGGAUACAGGUUUCACAGUGAAGAUUCAGGCACCAGGGACGGAGCCUUUUGACCUCCAGGUUUCUCCACAAGAGAUGGUGCAGGAGAUACAUCAGGUGUUGAUGGACCGGGAAGAUACAUGCCAUCGCACAUGUUUCUCCUUGCAGCUGGACGGAAACGUGUUGGACAACUUCGCUGAGCUCAAAUCCAUCGAGGGCCUGCAGGAGGGCUCCCUGCUCAAAGUAGUAGAAGAGCCCUACACCGUGAGGGAGGCACGUAUCCAUGUUCGUCACAUCAGAGACUUGCUGAAGAGUCUGGACCCAUCUGAUGCCUACAAUGGAGUGGACUGUAACUCUCUCUCCUUCCUCAGCGUCUUCACUGACGGAGACCUGGGAGACAGUGGUAAGCGGAAGAAGAAGGGCAGUGAGCUGGAGCAGAUAGACUGCACCCCCCCAGAACACAUCCUGCCUGGCAGCAAAGAGCGCCCCCUGGUGCCCCUCCAGCCUCAGAACAAGGACUGGAAGGUAAUAAUGACGCCCCUGCAGUGCCUGAAGGUCCUGACAAUGAGUGGGUGGAACCCCCCUCCUGGCAACCGGAAGAUGCAUGGGGACCUCCUGUACCUGUACAUGGUGACUGUGGAGGAGAGACACAUCAGUAUCACCGCUUCCACACGUGGCUUCUACCUCAACCAAUCGACCACAUACACCUUUAACCCCAAGCCUGCUAACCCCAGCUUCUUGAGCCACUCAUUGGUUGAGCUGCUAAGCCAGAUCAGCCCUGCCUUUAAGAAGAACUUCACCUCCCUACAAAAGAAAAGGGUUCAGAGGCAUCCAUUUGAAAGGAUAGCCACGCCCUUCCAGGUGUACAGUUGGACCGCCCCCAUGGUGGACCACGCCAUGGACUGUGUCAGAGCUGAGGAUGCUUACACAUCCCGCCUCGGCUAUGAGGAACACAUACCUGGACAGACCCGAGACUGGAACGAGGAGCUGCAGACAACCAGAGAGCUGGCCCGGAAGAACCUGCCAGAACGCCUGCUGAGGGAGAGGGCCAUCUUCAAGGUUCACAGUGACUUUGCGGCCGCAGCCACGCGGGGCUCCAUGGCAGUGAUUGAUGGCAACGUGAUGGCCAUUAACCCUGGCGAGGAGACUCGCAUGCAGAUGUUCAUCUGGAACAACAUUUUCUUCUCGCUGGGCUUCGACGUCCGCGACCACUACCGCGAGCUGGGAGGGGACGCCGCAGCACAUGCCGCCCCCACCAAUGACCUGAACGGCGUGCGGGCGUACGGGGCUGUGGACGUGGAGGGGCUGUAUACCCUGGGGACGGUGGUGGUGGACUACCGGGGAUACCGGGUCACGGCCCAGUCCAUCAUCCCCGGUAUACUGGAGCGGGAGCAGGAACAGAGCGUCAUCUACGGGUCGAUUGACUUUGGGAAGACCGUGGUGUCUCAUGGGAAAUACCUGGACCUGCUGGAGAAGACCAGCCGACCACUCAAGGUCCAGAAGCACAAUGUGCUGAAUGAGAAGGACGAGGCCGUGGAGCUGUGUUCCUCUGUGGAGUGCAAGGGCAUCAUUGGCAAUGAUGGCCGCCACUAUAUCCUGGACCUCCUGAGGACUUUCCCCCCUGACCUGAACUUCCUCCCAGUGGAGGGGGAGCAGCUUCUCCCGGAGUGCCUGAAGCAGGGUUUCCCCCGUCAACACCGCCACCGCCUGGCCUGCCUCAGACAGGAGCUUAUCGAAGCUUUUGUCGAGCACAGGUAUCUCCUGUUCAUGAAGAUGGCUGCUCUCCAGCUAAUGCAGCAGAAGGCCCACAAAGACAGCAAGAUGGCUGCCCUAACCGAGACCGGCAGCCCUGCCCCCGUUGCAAACCCGCCCUGCACCGAGGCCCCAGAGUCCUCAGGAACCUCCACGGAAACCAUCACCCAUGGCAACUCGGACACUGUCCCCCUGGCAGCCCAGACAAAGGCCUCCUCUGACGCCCAUCCGGCUGCAGCAACCGAAGACUCCAUGAACGCAGACGCCGUAAAGGCACAGCAAACAACAGAGACGGGCAGUCUCACUGCGGCUACAACAGCCCGUGCAGUGGAUGCUGGGGUUGUCACAGCAACCAACGGGCCCUUGGCUCAUGUUGCGACGGAGAGUCAGAACGGCGAGUGCCUUCUAGAGGGUAAGGCUGACGUUGAGGAUGGCAUCUCGGGCUUAGCCCAGGCAAAACAGCUGGCUGAGUCCUUGGCCGCGGACGACGGAUCCGGUAUCGACCCUAAAAGCCGAGAGGUGGUCCUCAAUGCCUGCAAGGCUGUGGGUUCUAUCAGCAACACCUCUUUUGACAUCCGCUUUAACCCAGACAUCUUCUCUCCGGGAGUGCGUUUCCCUGAGGACAGCGUGGACGACAUUCAGAAACAGAAGCAGCUGUUGAAGGAUGCUGCAGCCUUCCUGGUGUCCUGUCAGAUCCCAUCUCUGAUUAAGGACUGUCUGGAUCACAGUGCUCUGCCCAUGGACGGGGCCACUCUGACGGAGGCGUUGCACCAGCGAGGCAUCAAUGUCCGUUACCUAGGCAACGUGCUGGAGUUUGUGAACAAGACCCCGGCCAAGGCACAGCUGGAGCAUUUCUAUAGAAUUGGAAUCAGCGAGUUGAUCACCAGAUGUGCGAAACAUAUCUUCAAGACAUACCUUCAAACUAUGUACUCCGUCUCCCAGGGUGUAGAGCUGUCGGCCCUCUCCGCUGCUGUAAGCCACUUCCUCAACUGCUUCCUGUCCUCCUUCCCUGACGCUGUGGCUCACCUGCCUGCGGACGAGCUCGUGUCGCGUCGCAAGAACCGCAAACGGCGUAACCGAGUCCCGGGUGGAGGGGACAACACGGCCUGGGCUAGCCUAACGCCCAGCGAGCUGUGGAAGAACAUCGUCUCCGAGGCCCAGAGCUACUACCACUUCACCCUGCACUGUGAGAGUGCUGACCAGGUAGUGGAGGAAUAUGGCCUGCAGAAGAUCACCCUGCUCAGAGAAAUCUCAAUCAAAGCUGGCAUCCAGAUCCUGAUAAAGGAGUAUAACUUUGACAGUCGCCACAAGCCGACCUUCACCGAGGAGGAUAUCCUGAACAUCUUCCCUGUGGUUAAGCAUGUCAACCCCAAGGCUUCCGACGCCUUCCACUUCUUCCAGAGCGGCCAGGCCAAGGUCCAACAAGGUUUCCUGAAGGAGGGCUGUGAGUUGAUCAACGAGGCUCUGAACCUCUUCAACAACGUGUACGGGGCCAUGCACGUCGAGAUCUGUGCCUGCUUGCGUCUGCUGGCUCGCCUCAACUACAUCAUGGGAGACCACCCUGAGGCUCUCAGCAAUCAGCAGAAGGCCGUCUUGAUGAGUGAAAGAGUGCUGGGCAUUGAGCACCCGAACACUAUCCAGGAAUAUAUGCACUUGGCUCUAUACUGCUUUGCCAACGGUCAGCUGUCCACCGCCUUGAAGCUGCUGUACCGCGCCCGCUACCUCAUGCUGCUGGUGUGUGGGGAGGAUCACCCUGAGAUGGCCCUGCUGGAUAGUAACAUUGGCCUGGUGCUGCAUGGCGUGAUGGAGUAUGACCUUUCUUUGAGGUUCCUGGAGAACGCCUUGGCCAUCAACUCCAAAUACCAUGGACCCCGUUCCCUCAAACUAGCCCUCAGUCAUCAUCUGGUUGCAAGGGUUUAUGAGAGCAAAGCAGAGUUCCGGUCUGCACUUCAGCAUGAAAAGGAGGGGUACACCAUAUACAAAAACCAGGUGGGUGAGGCCCAUGAGAAGACCAAGGAGAGCUCGGAGUACUUGAAGUACCUCACUCAGCAGGCCGUAGCUCUGCAGAGGACCAUGAAUGAGAUCUAUAAGAACGGCUCAAACGCCAGCAUCAUGCCACUCAAGUUCACAGCACCCAGUAUGGCCAGUGUUUUGGAGCAGCUCAAUAUCAUCAAUGGCAUCAUCUUUAUACCGCUCAGCCAAAAGGACUUGGAGAACCUGAAGGCCGAGGUCCAGCGGAGGCAGCAGCUCCAGGAGUCGGGGAAGAGCAUGGAGGAGCUUUCUGAGGACAGUCCAUUGCAGCUGGAGGACAAAAUACCCAUGGACAUAAACAUUGAUUAACGUCAAACCUUCCACAACACACUACUCUCUGUCAGGGGAGGAUGUGAUUCAACAGCCAUCUGCUUGAAUGAGCCUGUGGACAUGAGAACGGAGCUGUCUAAAAAUCAACAAUUAAAACAGAAGGGGUUGUUGGGGCAGUCAAAGUGAAACAUCUAUGUAUUCAGUAGGUGUAGCAUUUAUAAGAGAAGCUUCAAGGAUUAACAGUACAGAAGUUGCAGUAAAUACAGGGGUGGGAGAAGUGAAUAAAAGUAAUUUAUAACCAAUCUUAACAUUUUCAAUCAAAGCUGCCACCCUCAAGCACUUUGGUAAAGAAGCAGGACAAAUGUCAACGUGAUAGCUGCUGCUUUGCAUGUGUGGCUUUGUGUGAAAGGGAAUGAGGCUUGGGGCAGGUGACCAAGGAUGAUCAUGACAUUCUAUUAUCAGAGCCUUAUCCAUGGUUCAAUGUGGCCCACAUCCACUAAUCAUACUCCCUACCCCCUUCUACUCUCAAAAACCUCCAACUUGAGAAAAGAGCCACUAAAGGUGACUAGGGCUUCCGGUUUCUCUAUGGCCCCAUGUUGCCUAAAAUUAACAAUACACACCCUGUCCUGAAACUCAGGGGAAAUGUUUACUGUGCACUAGGUGAGACACAAAAAUUACAAGAUUUCUCUCAUUUUGGGCUACUGAAUGUAAACUAAUUUCUCUUGUGUUUUCUCACCACCGAUCACCAUUUACUAUGGCGUUCGUUAAAAACUGUGUAUAUGGUUUAUCCUAUGUGGGUGAAUGCUUUGUCUUUCGGUUCUAUAACCGCCAACCAACAGUGAUGCAUGUGUGUGCCCUCAACAAAUCUUAAAUUGAUUUGUUACCUUUUUCAUUAAAAUACUGAUCUUUUUGUAAAAGCAAAUAAUGGGUGGGGGCAUUUUUAGGUCUGUCAGUUAAUAUUAUUUUAAGCCAUCUCUGUUUUAUAGAAAAUACAAAUGGAAAAGAUGUAUAAAUAAGUCUAUGAAGGUAGACAGGUACUUGAUCAAUGUUAAUGGAAAUGCAGAUAGGAAACGUCCAGAUCAGACUAGAGCUAUAGACACUAGCUCUACUAUAUUAGAUGUGUUCAGUAUUCUUCUAUUUUUCCACUUUGAAAGAAGAAUUUUGUGCAUGUGUGUUUGUUUCUGUGUGAGUUUUUGUGUAGUCCGAGUGAAGGAAUCCGAAAUGGCCAUGAGUUUGAAACUGCUGCUUUGAAUUAUGAUUAGAUUGGUAAGCCACAACUUUCCAAAUGUUUUAUUUUUAUACACAUUGUAGAACCAUGGGAGGGCUAAAGCUAACUUCUGUUGUCAUGUGACAUUCUUGGCCAGCAAUAUUAUAAAUCAGCUGAAAUUAAGGCAUUUUACAAGAAAAUCCUUUCUCCCAUUAGAUAGAAUACCGUAGAAACCAUGGUUAUAGAAUUGUUCAUUGUUGGUUUGUUUCUAAAUGGUAAACUUGGCAAUGUUUCUAUUGAUUUUGGUAACAAUUUGACAGUAAUUCAGGAGAAUGCAUUUUCAUUUGCAGUAUAGAGUGCUCUUACAAGUGCUGUUUGACUGGAUGCAUAAAUGAACACCGCACCACCAAAAGAGGGUUGAGAAGGGCUGCUUUAGUGUAAUAUACCAAAAAAAGACAAACGUAUGUGUGUUUUGUGUGCGCUUGUAUACUUGCAAUGUGACCCCCCCCCCCCCUUCCCCAAUUUCUUUUAAAAAGUUGUUGCUGUGUCUAAAUGUGUGUGUGUGUGUGUGUGUGUGUGUGUGUGGUUGUGUGUUUGAAGCAGUAGAGACAAUGCUGGAACUGAUCCUUUUGAAGUGUGUCACUUUUCUGCACUUGUGUAAGUGCAAGACACGACAGCUGUCCUUGUGGUAUUUCCCUGGAAAAAAAAGCCUUCUAAAAUUCUCACCAAUAGAUGGGAAAGGACCAUAACUAUAAUUAAUUUCUUAAUUUUGCUUCUAAAAAACGGUGGGACAAUGUGGCUGCAUUUCCACAGGCAGAGAAAUGUUUCCGUCUGUGUGAACAGCCUACUUGAUCCUGGUGUGAUUUGUGCCUAUUUAUGCUCUGAAAUGGAGUCAGAGUGUUAUUGGUUUUCAACUCUUUAGAAUACUUGCCCCUUUUUAAAGAUAAAAAUGCCACUCGGUUCUUUUUCCCCCACUUGUUUCCGUAUUGGUCUGCAUUUCCUUCCUGUGCUCAGAUUCAUCUUUCUUCUUUGUGAAUGUCAGUAGUACCACUGACAGCCAUGGGGUGGUGCUCUAGAGAUUGUACUUUCUCCAAUAUCGUCAGAAACAAAUUAAAAGGCUUUUGUUGCUAUGUGACAUUUUUGUCCCAUACAUUCUGAAGCACAUCUCAAUGCUAAUGUAACUAUUUUAUGUUUCAUUCAGACCUUGAGGGAAGCAAAAUAAAACAUAUUUAUUGGAAUUAUGGAAUUGGUGUUGCCGGUCUGGGUAGCAGUCUGUUUAGCUGUCAUUCCUUUUCAUGUGAAACAUGAUCUGUGGCAUAUGACCAAGAGCAAGAAGUGGAUUGCUGGCUAAACAAUGUUGGCUAAACCAACCAGGCUUGUGAUGACAUCAACAUUAUAAAGACUGCUACUUGAUAAAAAUUGGUGAACUUGUUACCCUUAAGUGUAUUGUUUGAGACUGUUUCUGAUAGAAUGCUCUUGUUAAGAACGAUCAAAUACACGUGUCUGCCUAGGUAUAUAUCUGCGUUUUUCAUUAAUUAUAGUUUUAUGGUGCUUUAAUUUCAUUGCCCACAUUCAUUAAUUUUGGUGUUCAGUUAUUCUGUUCUUAUGAUGUAGCAAUAUACCUCCUGAUACCAUAAAGUAAUUGCAUGAGCAAUUGAUUUGACAUGUAAAUGUUUGCUACUGUUUGUGCGGGUCAGAUUCAGUAGUGGGUAAGAAUACAAUAGACUUUGUAUCAGAGAAGACAGUGGAUCAAUUGACUGAACAUGUUCAUUUUCAGAAUUGGAUAUGUAUUAUUCCUCUAGCUUAUAUUAAUCCCUUCGUUUGUAUGGAGGAAUGUCCUCAACAUGAUUAUUAUAACGAAGAACCUGAAUGUGGUAUCAAAUGUUAAUAAACAUCUUUGUGCCCUG
Messenger RNA from Esox lucius (northern pike), 7710 nucleotides. RefSeq names its product clustered mitochondria (cluA/CLU1) homolog a (gene cluha). The record is from RefSeq and is a predicted model, not a curated record. Bases 304 to 4635 code for a protein of 1443 amino acids. The transcript is spliced from 27 exons. Gene Ontology annotation, cellular component: cytoplasm. NCBI's taxonomy places the organism in Eukaryota, Metazoa, Chordata, Actinopteri, Esociformes, Esocidae. Gene Ontology annotation, biological process: intracellular distribution of mitochondria. Gene Ontology annotation, molecular function: protein binding; mRNA binding.